Schizosaccharomyces cryophilus OY26 is the source of this 2246-nucleotide messenger RNA. RefSeq lists its product as uncharacterized. The record is from RefSeq and is a predicted model, not a curated record. Bases 937 to 1377 code for a protein of 146 amino acids. The transcript has a single exon. Lineage: Eukaryota; Fungi; Ascomycota; Schizosaccharomycetes; Schizosaccharomycetales; Schizosaccharomycetaceae.
GCAUAGCCAUUACAAGGAUGUUGGUAACAUAAGCGAAAAAAAUAAAAACACUGUGUGCUACGGGACCACAUCGGACUCGAACAACUUCCAGGAAAGUAUGAGCAUUGGGUGCUUUCCUCUUUAACUCAAUUGCCAAAACUGUGAAUAACAAUAUUUGAACACAAGCACCAGAAGCAUACCAGAAUGCUCCUGAAACACCGUAUUGGUAAGUUUUUUGAGCACUUGUGAGUAAUGUUGAUGCCCACGUCCAGCUACUCACAACAGCACUAGCGACUAAACCAGUUUUAACACUAUGUGAAGCAGUGUUAAAGUGUUCAGAUGUUUGGUUUUCUCUGUUGUAUUUUUUAAGAACCCAUGAAACAGAUAUCAUCAAUACAGUGAAACCCAAUCCGAGACCAACGACUAUGCCAUAUCCGACACUUGCAGAGAGCGUUGGCUGUACCAUGCUAGACGUUUACUAAUCUCCUGUUUUUAAUUAGUUUCAAGUAGAAAACAACCAACUUGAAACAAACAUCCUAGCAAUAUAAAGUCAAUAUUUCUUUAUGCGUAUGAUAAGAGACUCCGAGAUAGCGCUUGUUUUCAGGAUGCGAUUCACAUCUUGAUCCUUAGCCUCGAGCUAUUUCAUUCUCACUUUAUUAAUAAUCCAUUCAAAAUCAGUCAAUCAUUUAUACUUGUUUUAAUCUAAUUUUGACUGAUACUCAAGAUAUACAAAGAGUAAGUCCUAAAUGUUACAUGACUAGAGCAAACAACUCAAUUAUACAGUUGCUAGGCUCACAAUUCAUGACCACCAUUAAACACAUAAGUCAUAAUUAAGAGAUAUUCUUCAACGUUUUAGGACUACACAAACAAUUGAAGUCUCUAGACCUUUAAUUCAUGAGAAAUAUUCGUUUAUUUAAACUGAGAGGUACCUAUUGACGUGCUGCUAGAAAACCUUGAAUGCAUAAAUUUCAGUUUUUUGGUUUUUUUAAAAUGGAUUUCCCAGCGGAAGCUGAUAGAGAUCUCAUUGACUCUUUUUUUUGGAACAAUGAAGUCUCCGAUGGUCUACGGCAGCAGAUGAUGGAUAUACAGAAACAUCAUUCUUACAAUAAAAGGCUCUGGGAUGAGAUCAACCGAAUGAGAUUAGAAUUGGACGAAACCAGAAAGCUUUUGAAAACGCAAGAAAGUCAAAUGCAACUUGAUUAUGAAGAAUAUGAAAAGGAACUAGACAUCCUCCGAACGAAACUGGAGGACUUUUCGAGUGAAAAACUCGAAAGCCGCAUCUCCUUAAAACUAAAACAGCAUCAGGAUGCACUUAGUUUACUGAGAAAAAAAUUAACAAGCCAAGAGAUAUCAGCUUCUGACUAUGCUUCAUCGGUGUUACAAAGUCUGAAUCACUGAAUACAAAUGAAUGCUACUUUUGAAAUUGAAACUGAUAACUAAGAAAUGUUAACUAAAAGGAUAUUACAAACACCUGGCAUUUGAGUUGAAGUUAUUCUUUAAUGCUCCUCCUCUCUCCUAACAUCAGAGACUUUAAGAUUGCAUUAUGAACCCAAAGUAAACCGAAUUUUCACUACAAAUAUAAUAUAUACUUAUUUACACUUUUACAUAUGUUCAUUCUCUUGAAAGUACAGCUAAACAAAAGCAUUUAUUUAUUUGAAAGAACUGCCUAAUCAAAGAGACCGAAGCCCAUCUAUUAAUGUUAGUAUUUUUAAUAUACCAAGCUAUACUUACAUCCUCGUCGGAUUCUUCCUCAGCAGGAGCCUCUGGCUUGGCUUCUUCUGUGGCGGAAGCACCGGGUGCGCCAGCAGCAGGAGCAGCAGCAGCAGCACCACCUCCAGAAGGAACAGUAGCGAGCUUCUCGUUACCAGCAGCAAUCAACUCUUCCAAGUUUUUGCCUUCAAGUUCCUUGAGCAAACAUUCAACACGUUCUUUCUCAGCUUCAAUGCCCACAGUGGACAAGACAGUUUCAACGUCGCUAGCUGAUGGCGAUUGCUUUCCACCAACAGUAAGAAGUAAGUAGGCAGCGAGAUAUUUCAUAAUUAUUAUUUAUCGGAACAAAAUCAGUUUAAGCAAAGCAAGAUAUCUUUGCAGAAAUUGUCUCCGGGUCUGAAGAAUUGGUUUCCAUUGCAUAUAUAUAUGAAAAUUUUACAAGUCAAACCCUACCCUACUCAUAAUUAAAGUGUCAAUUAAGUUUUUUGAAACUCGGAAUUAUUUAACGUAGGUUAACAUAACGGCUUCAAAUAUUCAUUUCAUUAUUUACUUUUACG